Messenger RNA from Triplophysa rosa, 4111 nucleotides. It is a transcript of the gene adpgk2, whose product is annotated as ADP-dependent glucokinase 2. The record is from RefSeq and is a predicted model, not a curated record. Gene Ontology annotation, biological process: glucose metabolic process. Gene Ontology annotation, molecular function: ADP-specific glucokinase activity. Bases 57 to 1493 code for a protein of 478 amino acids. Gene Ontology annotation, cellular component: endoplasmic reticulum. The transcript has 6 exons. NCBI's taxonomy places the organism in Eukaryota, Metazoa, Chordata, Actinopteri, Cypriniformes, Nemacheilidae.
UGCAUUAUUGGCUCAGGAAGGCGGAGGGCAGAUAGGAGUGCGUUCAUACAUCUGCAAUGGCCAUUGGAGUGAAAUAUAGCUCGCUUUUGUCUCUUGCAGUGGUGCUGAUUGCAUACUGGUUCCGAUCACCAGACAGUUCGGUUCUGGACGACAGACUGGACACGGUUCUGUCUUCACUGCUGCGCGCGGAGCGGAAAGUUGGCAUGAACAGCGUUUCCAGACCUCGAGUGGCCAUCGGUUUUGGUGGCUGUGUCGAUAUCAUCGUCGAUGGAGUGGCCCUGCUGAACAAAAUCGGUGUGAAGCCUUCAGACCAGCCUCUCCAUCAUGACUACAUAGAGAACGCAGAGCAACUGGCCCAGAGCUUCGCCUUCUUUUUCCCACCGGGAGCCGCUUCAGAGAGGUUUGUGGUGAACGACACACUCUUCAGUGAGCUGGUGGAGGCUUCUCGCGAGCUGCCAGGAAACAGGUGGUCGAUCGGAGGAAAUGCACCUGUCAUGGCCAGCAGGAUGGCACUUGAGGGGUGUGAUGUGCUUCUAGGGGGCAGUUUCAGCACAGAUUUCACUGACAUCCUGUCUCAGCGAAUCACUGUGGCAGGAAACACACUGGACGAGCCAGACAUCCACCUGAUUCUGGAGUACCCCACAGGAGCCACAUGGGGGCCAUACACCUCGCGAAGGGCCAACAGAUAUAUAGUCCACAGCGAUGACCAUAAUCCGUAUCUCGACUCCAUGGAGCAAUUUCAAGAGCAGCUAAAGAGCUUCAAACCAGAUCUACUGGUGGUGGGCGGGCUUCAGAUGAUGGACAGCUUCCCUUUUAAACACGGAGAGCGUGAAUCAUUGCUGAAAAAUCUGGCACGGAUGUUGUCCUCUGCAUCGCCUCAGACUACUGUGCAUUUUGAGAUGGCCAGCUUUGUGGAUGAGGGUUUGAUGUUGGAUCUUCUACAGUUCGUUCUUCCACAUGCUGAUUCGUUGGGCAUGAACGAACAAGAGCUGCCCAAUCUCUUGAGCCUCUUCCGGGGUAGCAACCUAACCGUUCUGUCCGAUCCCAACCCUCGCGUAGCUACGGUUCUGGACCAGAUGCGAGAACUCUAUCGCCUGGUAAACCAGCACCAUCAAGAUGCCGGUACGGGCCGUCCACUCACCCGCCUCCACGUCCACACGCUCGCUUUCCAGGCCAUCAUCGUCAAGCGUGGCUCCCAGUGGAAGAACACCAUGGCGGCCAUGGCCAAAGCCUCUCUGACCGCCAACCGGCAUGUUUGCGGCUCGGCGGACAUCGACCUGAGUAAAGCGCGGCUGAUCAUGGACGAAUCGUUCUCCACUAGCAGGAGUGAAGGAAGCCAGAGGAUUCCUCUGCAGGAGUCUCGACCCGUCUCGUGUUGGCACGAGGAUGACUAUGAGAUCUGCGUGGCUCCUGUUCUGGUGUGCACUGAAGUGUAUCAGACCGCCGGGGGAGGAGACAACAUCUCUGCAGCUGGACUCGUCCUGCAGGUCUGAAUACGAGAGGUGGUGGAUGGUCCCAAACAAUUGAUUUGAUUAAUUGUGUUGUUUUAUUUUUCGUUUUUACUUUUGUGGGGACGACACAUCAUGUGCAAUAUAAACAUUGGGUCCAGUCGAUAUAUAACUUGGUGUAUUUCACAAAACCUGUCAAGAUGUUCUGGUCAAAGUUCACACUAACAUCAGAACAAAGAGAAAGGAAUUUGACUUUUUUGAAUUUGAUUAAUGUUCGCUUAUGUUAAGUGAUAGUUCAACCAAAAAUUUUAAUUCUCUCAUCAUUUACUCAUCCUCUUGUCAUUUCAAACCUGUAUGACUUUCUUUCUUCCGCAGAACACAAAAGAAGAUAUUUUAAAGAAUGUUCACCAGCACCGAUUCACUUGCAUUAGUUUUGUGUCCAUACAAUAGAAGUUUCCAGCUAUCUUCAAAAUAUAUUCUUUUGUGUUCUGCAGAAGAAAGAAAGUCAUACAGGCUUGACACUAGGGUGAGUGAAUGAUGUCAGAAUUGUAUCACUCUAAUGCUGGGUUCACACCAAACGCAAACAAUCGCGUUGCACGCUCUUUAUUACUCGCGGGAAAAGUUCGUUAUUUUCGCGUGAGUGACGCGAGUGAUCGCGCCGCCCGAUUCGCGUCAUUCGCACCGCCUGCCGCGAGUUCGCGUCUGUACGUGUCCUUACAUUGACUUUGAAUGCAAUUUACUCACGCAAAACGCUUAAUUCGCGUUUGGUGUGAACCCAGUGUAAGGACUACAAUGUUUUUUUUGCAUUGCAAUUUAUUCCUGAUAUACAAAAAUAUUGCUUUAUAACAUUGAGAAAGUGGUCACUAUUCAGAAUAAUGAAAAUAACUAUAUAUGUAAACCAAAUGUCUGGAGACAUGAUAAUGGGAAUUUGUGGUUGUGUGGCGUUUAGGAAUGAAAAUCACAAUGCAAAAAAAAAGUGUAUGGUUCUUAAAACUAUGAAAAACUGUUUUCAUGAGAUUCAAGCAGUUAUACUACCUAUAGGUCACUGUUUCCGUUUUAUUUUCUUGUUCAACACGUCUUUACUUCAUUUACAUGUUUGGCAGACGCUUAAAAGUGACUUACAUUGCAUUAUACUAUACAUUUGUAUCUGAGUAUGUGCAAUCCCCUGAGAUCAAACCCAUGACCUUGGCGUUGCUAGCACCAUGCUCUUACCACUGAGCUACAGGAAAGUCCACUUCAUUAAUAUCCCUUAUCAGGUUGAUGGCUUCAGAAUCAUUACCUUCACACAAUCCAAUGAGAUGCCAGUCAUUUUCAAGUACUACCGAAGAUUUUUUUGAGGAGCCAGAGCUUGUUACAUUAUGACUGAAAUCUGUGUAUACAAAGUGAAAACACUUAAGAAUUUAGCAUGACUGAUGUGCUUUAGGGCGUUUCAACCUGUUUUCUAAAUUAGCUUCAAUGCUUCAUCUCUUUCCUAUCUUAUGCUCCUCGUACUGCAGUCAAUAUUAAAUUGCUUCUCUUCAUUCCACAGCUUCAUCAUAUUCCUCUAUAGCAAGCAUCUGAGCAGUUACACAUCCCAAAUAGAUGUCUUUUGCAUUUCCCUUUAUCAUGUCAUUGAUUAAUCAUGUCUCAUUUUAUAAUGUAAUGAAUGCUGAACCCUGUUGACUUUUGCUGCUCAUUAGGGAACGUGGCAUGUUUUAAACUCUUAAUAGGGUAAAGGGAAAUGUUGAUUUUAAUCUGUUUAUUUUCAUCACAUUUUUUCUUGCAAUGGACAUAAUAUGAAACCAAAACCAUUUCUUUAUUUGCGAACGUGUAUUUGAUAUGUGUGUGAUGUUUCAAAUCUGCCUGCAUGUACAUAAUGUAGAAGGAGGGUUAGAAGAACUUAUGUAAAGGGUGAAGGCACCUCAGAUAUGAUCAUGGUCCUUUCUGAAUCUUUUCCAUUAGCCACCCUGAGUGCAAAUUAUUACCUACCUCCUGUGCCUAUGAAAUUACAAACAGCUGUCUUUUAUGAUUAUAUUGUAUGCCUGCAUUUAUUUACAGGAGGGGUUUAUUAGAAUGCUCAUCCAUGCUAGUGUAGCAGCCUCAUAUUAGACAGGAGCUCGAUAAAGAUGUCCCACCCUAUGAAAGAUAUCAGGGUGAGUGCAUUUAGGCACUCACAAGCUGAUAUAUAAAUCACGUCUCAGGGAUUACAGUAGCCCGGAUGUCUAUGAUCCACAACACUUGAGCCUGUUGAGCUGUAACGGAGAGCAGCUGGUGUGAUGAAACCUUUUUUCCUGGAUGAGAUCUGAGCCUUUAUAUACUGGCCAACCAGUGGUCCAGUAGAAGAUUUUUUGUGUGAACAAUAGCAAUGGAUGUUUUUGUUUUGAAUGUGAUUUGUGCGUUAAAUCAUACAUUGAUGAUAUGAAAGGGGUUUAGAACCAUGUUUGCAUGCAUAUGAACCAAUUGUAGCAUUUUAAUUUUGACAGAAAGGGUAAAACAGUAUCCUUAAUGUUUUGCUGGAACAGCUGGAAAUGACAAUUGAUAUGAACUGCGUUUUUCUCUUUUUCCCAUCUGUGUUCUGUCAGCAACACCUGUUUUUGAAGGGAAUGCUUGUUUCUGAAUGAUUUUGUAUGUAAUAAACUAUUACAUUCCAUUGAUGAUACAAACUUUGUGGAUUUGUAGUUACU